AGCACUGGUGGACCAAUGUGGACCUCUUCCGUGAGGGUGGAGAUGGUCAAAAAAGGCUUAUUCAAUAAGCACUCCAUUGACCACCCCCUUCUAGCAGAAUUUAAUAAGUACCUUUACAUUGAUCUAGGACAUAAAAACAGCAAACAAGUAGUGGAAACAGUGUCCAGGUUCUUGCAUUACAUGGACCCCACUGAGCCAAACUUGAUGUUUGUUCGGCAGGUGGAGAAAGUGCGAGAGUACUUUAACAUCUUGUCAGAUACAAAGCUUUCAAAAUGGACAGUAUUCAACUACUCGAAGAGUCUCAAGAGGUUCAUGAAAUACAUUAUUACCUCCACGGACAUUUGCCACAACAAUCCAGCUUUGUUCCAGGACUGUGAGAGUUUUAUGGAUGUGCUGUAUGGAAUACAGAGUGGCAUGUCCAAAGAAGUGAGCAUGGAGGUCACAGCAAAAAAAUCAGAGUUUGGUUGUGGCAAAGAAGUUUUGCCAAAGGACUGCCUUGCUGUUUUGGAGGCUGCAUUCAAAGAUUUCCAGGCCGUGAUAUGCAAAAUGCAGGGUCCAGGAGCCAUCACAGGGGACUGUUUGACUAAAAAUGAACGGCUGCUCGUCCUGUACUACCUGGAGGCUGUUAUCAUGCUGAAGCUAGUCCAGCGGCCUGGAAUUGUGACACACAUGACUGUUGAGGAUUGGGAGGGGAGAAGCCGGAUAGAGAAUGGUGUCUGUGUUGCAGUGAAGGAGCACAAAGUACCAUUGUCACACGAACAGGAACUUUGGUUCGACUUGUACUUCAAUGAGGUGCGGCCAGUAAUGCUGCAAGAAAACCACACCGGCGAUGAUGUGGCAGUUGAUUCAUUUUUUGUGUCAAGUAGUGGGAGAUCGAUUUAUAAUCCCUCCAACGACUUAAAAAGACUACAUGACAAAUACAGUCUUCCCAGUGUGACGUGUGGCGAUGCCCAGAGAGCAUUUGAGGCAGCAGCACAAAACCUGUCAGAAGUGGAGAGAAAUGUGGUGGCAGCUGAAAGAAUCUACAUGAGGGGAACAUCUUCAGAUCCGUUUCUGGCUCUAAGUGUGCUAGAUCAGCUUGCUGGGAAAACACUGUAAGCAUCUAACAACUGGGAUGAUCCUUAUUUUUAAAUUUGCAACCCACAGCCUCGCCUUUCCUUCCUUCAAUAUUUAUUUUCUGUGAUCUUAUAGAAAAAGGUCCAGUAGAGUUUCCAGCUGUGAGACAAGGGUGGACGAACAGACGGCCUAUAAAACUCUUGUGCAGUUCUGUCCAGUGACUCUGGAGGGGCCUCCUCCAAAAAGGGCACGCAGGACUGAGCUGUGUGGCUCAGAGCAUGAGAGGCACUGCUAUGACCGCUGACGUAGCGAGCAGCUCAAGCUGCGUGAACAGCAUUCUCUUGGUGAGUAUACAGAUGAUUAAUGACACAAACAGGGGAAUUGAGUGAGAAUAGCCGAAUACUGAUGUGUUUUGUGUUUCUAGAAC
Molecule: messenger RNA, 1483 nt
Organism: Danio rerio (zebrafish)
Lineage: Eukaryota; Metazoa; Chordata; Actinopteri; Cypriniformes; Danionidae
Source: RefSeq, a predicted model, not a curated record